Messenger RNA from Linum trigynum, 6991 nucleotides. Lineage: Eukaryota; Viridiplantae; Streptophyta; Magnoliopsida; Malpighiales; Linaceae. The record is from the annotation of a GenBank genome assembly.
CAUCAACUAAGUUUCUUCACUCUCAACUUCAUAAUAUCAACUUCAUUCUAAACAAUUAGAAAGAACAAAUUAUACAUGUCUCCACAAACCUAUAGAAUAUUAGUUAUUUAAGGAAGAUAUAUUAUUUAUAAUAUUAAAUAUACCGGGAAAGUAAUUAUAUGUGUGUGGGCGGGUACCCAUGGGGUGGGUUUACCCAAACCCAACCCGACCCGGUGAAUAGUGUAGCGGGUUUAAACCCGAACCCGGCCCAAAACCCGUCAACACGGAUUUUACCCGCGUUGACCGGGUUGGGUCGGGUGGGUACCCGUGGGUUCGGGUUUUGUUGCCAUCCCUACCGUCGAACUGUAUUACACUUGCCUCUCCAUUAGGGGUGUUCAAAUGGUUACCAUGGUAAUAACCAAACCAAUUAAACCUAAAUUUCAUUAACCAUGAGAAUAAGUUUUAAUAUUCUACCAUUUCCAACUCAUUUUCACAAUAAAGUAAAAUAAGCAUUUGUUCAAACACCCUGUAAGCGAAAUCGACAGAGCCAUAUUUUGCAUAGAGGUCGACUAAAUCCGACUCCACAAUGACAUCUCGCCACCCACCUCUCCUCACAUACUGGCAAUGAACUUCUUUACCUUGGAGCAACUCGUCCAACAAAUAGCGUCUGGUUGGAGCAACUCGUCGAACAGUUGGCGUGCAUCAUCGAGACCCGAAUUCCUUCCAUACAUAUCAAUCAACGCGCUGGAAAUUACAUGAUUGGGCCAAGCUGUUCCAGGAAAUAACGUCUUUGAAAUGGAGCCCGUCGAAAAGUCUCCUAGUCUCGACGAAAUCAGAACCCAACUUGAAGUAAAGCGCGAGCAAGCUGUUCCCCACAAAUCUAUCAGUCUCGAGGCCGGACUCACUACAUGGGCAUGAAUUUGAAGUCUAGAGCGAAAUGACAGAGCUUUAGUACUGGUUUGCAAAAGAGAAGCAAAUAGUAGAGGUUUAUUAGAGAAGACUCUCCAAUCAAUGACAUUAAGAAGGUGGAGGGCGGCCGGGAAAGAGAGCUUCCGAUUUGCAGCAUUCGAGAAUUUUCGAUUCAUUGGUUUAUUCACAAUCAAUAAAACAUUUAUUUAUUUUACUUUAUGGUGAAAAUGAGUUGGAAGUGGUAGAGAAUUACAAUUUAUUUUAUUUAUUAUUUUUUAAUUGUCAUGUCAUUGAGUUAACGGUCAACUUUAAGAGUUGACUGCCACAUCAGACACAUUUAACGGAGUUGGACGGAGAGUGACCAAACUUGAACCAUUUAACUAAUUUAAAUGACCAAGAUUGGAUUUAAAUAUUUUCAGUGACCAAACAUAAACGUUUUUUUAAUCUCAGUGACCAACCACGCACUUAACCCGUUUCUUAAAUGAAGGUUUAUAAAUCACCUUAAAAAUUGCAAAAAAUGUUUGGAAGAGGAGAAAAAUAAAGAUCGGAUUGAUCGAAACGAAUAAAAAAAAACAAAAAUGUAAGGAGCGGGAUCCACACAAGCAUUGCUUUGCUGUAGUGUGGAGCGUGUAGCAGGCAAUAAUUCCCUUACUACAUAAGCCAUUGAUUUGCUGUAAAAAUUGUAUCAUAAUUCAAGUUUCGUUUGGCGUCCGCCUCUCCUUCGUCCGUCGCGUUUCCGCCCACUUUUCCCCCUUCUCUCUCCAGCCCCCGCGCUUCUGCUAGGGUUCAGUGGUCACCGUCGCGCCUCGCCGAUCUGCCGCGACACCAGUCUCCAGUCUUCUCCUAUUCCGUAAGUAACAGUCUGCUAGUCUCGAUUCUCCUUAUGGUUUCCGAUUCACUAGGUUUGUCUUAGGGGGGCAGCUUGAUCUCUAGUGCUUGCCUCCUUUGGGUUUGUCCUGCUAUCCGAUGCGGCAGUAGAGUGCUUAGUUUUUUUGUUGGAUUGCCCAUUGGGACGCUCCUCUCGGUUUGAUUCGUUUCCGUCUAUGGUUUCCAAGCUUGAUCGAAUAUAUUAUCCUGCUUCUGAAUCCCUCACUCUUGUCCCCAUUCUGCAAUCUGAGUGCUUUGUCUGGGAAGACUAGCUUUCUGGGUUUUACAUGCUGUGAUCAAUUUGGACUGUGAAGAUGAAUUAGUCGGUUGAAAUAGUGAUUUGUUUGAGUUAGAAUCCAGCUCACUUUAGCUCUGCUGGGCAGGAAUAUGACAGCGAAGCAGAGUUUUUUUAAAUUUGGAUUUGCUCUUUUAUGUGUAUAGAGUUUGAAUUUACGAAGUCGGACUGCAUAAGUUGAUUAUGAGUGGUUUGAGCUAUGCGUUGCCCACUUGGAGAUGGAUUAUUUUCCAGGUGUUCUGAAAUCUUUGCCAAGUAAAAGUAGUGUUUUUGAGCGAGAAAGGGGAUGUCUUCGUUGUGUUCUUUACUUAUGAUACGGGCUCUUUGGACAUACGUUGAAUGAAGUGAUUUGGUGUCCUGUCUCCUCUAUACCAUGCAUAUAGAUGUGAUUGAUCCUCCAUGUCAAAUCAUUGUCAAUCAUUCUGCCAUUUCCCCCUCUAUUUGAUGUUACAUAUAUGCUUACUGAAAGAUGAUGAGGGGAGCUGUAGAUCAUAGACAGAACAAUAAUGUCAUGAAAACUUCUUUCUUGUGCUACUUUUCUUCUCUAUAUGGCGCUUUAUGCUAUCAACCUGCACUUCUGCAUCUGAUGUUAUACAGUAUUUAGUCAUCAGUCUGACUUUUUUUUUUGUACAGAUACAUCAUGGCCAUGGAGGUGACUCAGCUGCUUUUGAACGCACAAUCGAUAGAUGGUAGUGUCCGGAAGCAAGCUGAAGAUAGCUUGAAGCAGUUCCAAGAGCAAAAUCUCCCUGCCUUUUUGUUUUCUCUCUCUGGUGAGCUGGCCAAUGAAGAUAAACCUGCUGAUAGCCGGAAGUUAGCUGGUUUGAUACUAAAAAAUGCUCUAGAUGCUAAGGAACAACAUAGGAAGUUUGAGCUUGUUCAGAGAUGGUUGAUGUUGGAUGCUACAGUAAAGAGUCAGAUAAAAUCAUGCUUGUUAAAGACACUUUCUUCUCCUGUACCUGAUGCUCGUUCAACUGCGGCCCAAGUAGUUGCCAAAGUUGCUGGAAUUGAGCUCCCUCAGAAGCAGUGGCCUGAGCUGAUUGGAUCUCUUUUGUCCAAUGUUCAUCAGCUACCUCCUCAUGUCAAGCAAGCUACACUGGAGACUCUUGGUUACUUGUGCGAGGAAGUCUCUCCUGAUGCUGUUGAUCAGGAUAAUGUGAAUAAAAUCUUGACUGUUGUUGUUCAAGGGAUGAGCUCGUCGGAAGGAAACAAUGAUGUGAGACUAGCUGCCAUUCGAGCAUUAUACAAUGCCCUAGGCUUUGCUCAAGCGAACUUUAGCAAUGACAUGGAGCGUGAUUAUAUCAUGAGAGUUGUUUGUGAGGCUGCUCUGUCGAAAGAAGAGAAGAUCCGUCUGGCAGCUUUUGAAUGUCUGGUGUCGAUUGCGUCGAUGUACUACGAGAAGUUAACUCCUUAUAUGAAUGACAUUUUCACCAUCACAGCAAAAGCUGUGAGGGAAGAUGUAGAGUCUGUAGCCCUUCAAGCAAUUGAAUUCUGGAGUUCAAUUUGUGAUGAGGAGAUAGACAUCCUAGAAGAGUAUGCUGGUGAGUUUACUGGGGACUCGGAUGUACAAUGCUCCUAUUUUGUCAAGCAGGCUCUCAAUGUUCUUGUACCAAUUUUGUUGGAGACACUUUUGAAGCAAGAGGAGGAUCAGGAUCAGGAUGAAGGGGCUUGGAAUAUUGCAAUGGCUGGGGGAACAUGCCUUGGGCUCGUUGCCCGCACUGUUGGAGAUGAUAUUGUACCACUUGUUAUGCCAUUCAUCGAGGAGAAUAUAACAAAACCUGAUUGGAGACAGAGAGAGGCAGCUACUUAUGCUUUUGGCUCAAUUUUGGAGGGUCCUUCUCCUGACAAGUUGACACCUAUUGUCAAUGUUGCUUUGAACUUCAUGUUAUCAGCUCUAACGAAGGACCCAAAUACUCAUGUGAAAGAUACCACUGCUUGGACUCUUGGACGUAUUUUUGAGUUUCUCCAUGGUUCAACAAUGGAUGCGCCUAUCAUUACGCCGGCAAAUUGCCAGCAAAUUGUUACUGUUCUUCUUCAAAGUAUGACGGAUGUACCAAAUGUAGCUGGGAAGGCCUGUGGGGCACUCUACUUCCUUGCUCAAGGUUAUGAGGAUGUGGGUCCAUCCUCCCCUUUGACUCCAUACUUCCAGGAAAUUGUUCAGGCCCUUCUCACGGUCACUCACCGUGAAGAUGCAGGCGAGGGUCGGUUAAGGACUGCUGCCUAUGAAACACUGAAUGAGGUGGUUAGGUGUUCAACAGAAGAAACUGCCACUCUGGUGUUGCAACUAGUUCCUGUGAUAAUGUUGGAGCUUCACAAUACACUUGAGGGUCAGAAGCUCUCAUCUGAUGAAAGGGAGAAGCAAGGUGAAUUACAUGGUCUUCUAUGUGGGUGUUUGCAGGUCAUCAUCCAAAAGCUAGGCGCGUCCGAUCAGACCAAGUAUGGGUUCAUGCAGUUUGCUGACCAAAUAAUGGGUCUCUUCCUUAGGGUGUUUGCUUGCAAAAGUGCGACAGUGCAUGAGGAGGCCAUGCUUGCUAUCGGAUCUCUUGCCUAUGCAUGUGGCCCAGAAUUUGCUAAGUACAUGCCGGAAUUCUACAAGUAUUUGGAGAUGGGUCUUCAGAACUUUGAAGAGUACCAGGUGUGCUCUGUUACAGUUGGAGUGGUAGGCGAUAUCUGCAGGGCACUAGAAAACAAAGUCCUACCUUACUGCGAUGGGAUCAUGACACAGCUUCUGAAGGAUUUGUCGAGCAACCAGUUGCAUCGAUCUGUUAAGCCACCUAUAUUCUCCUGCCUUGGCGACAUUGCACUGGCAAUAGGACAGGAUUUUGAAAAGUAUCUGAUGUAUGCCAUGCCAAUGCUCCAAAGUGCUGCGGAAUUGUCUGCCCACACUGCAGGUGCUGAUGAUGAGAUGAUUGAGUACACAAACUCUCUUAGAAACGGAAUCUUGGAGGCAUACUCUGGAAUUCUUCAAGGGUUUAAGAACUCGACUAAGACCCAACUCUUGAUUCCCUAUGCACCACACAUCCUCCAGUUUUUGGAUAGUAUUUACGUGGAAAAGGAUAUGGAUGAUUUGGUUAUGAGAACAGCUAUUGGGGUACUUGGAGACUUGGCAGACACAUUGGGAAGUAACGCAGGAACUAUGAUACAGAAUUCUGUUUCUAGUAGAGAUUUUUUAAAUGAAUGUUUGUCUUCAGAAGACGGUUCGAUUAAGGAAUCUGCUGAAUGGACCAAGUUGGCCAUCACCCGUGCGAUUUCUGCCUGAGGUUAUUGUGCUGCUUUGGCAUGUUUCUUUUUGUUUUUAGAGUCCUGCAUGCAUCUUGAGAGUCAGGUCCGGGGUUGCAUUCCGUGUCAGGUCAUCGUCAUCUGCAAUUUUCUGAUAAAAGAGGGUCUUCAGUCAGUCACUAGCUCUUGAGUCAGCUUCAUGGGGUUGAUUGAGUCAUGAGGUCUCGGAGGGGGGAUUGGAUUGUCAGUCGCUUCAAAGAUGGUGGGUCGAAGUCGUCGUCGUCAUCAGUUGAAAGGGGUUGUUGAAAAGUGGCGUCAUCAUAUUGCAUAGAGUUGGGUACACAAGUCAGUCACCGCAAGGGCAGUGAGUUGGUUGAUAGAGACACAAGUCAAGUCAGGCAGCCGAGUUGGUGGUCGAUUGGUGGGUGUAGGUCGGUCGGUCAGUCCUUACAUGGUGCUAGAGCUGUUUCACUGUAUUACUACCCGUAAGGUCUGAGUUCUUAAACCCUUAGGUCAGGUCGAUGGCUGGCUGCAAUGGGGUUGUUCAAAGUUUUGUGGCUACUUGAAGACCUCCUGGGGCCAAACAUGCAUGCAGAAGAUCCAGAUUCUGUUGCUCAGUUUCCUUUUUUUUUUUCUUUCUUCCUUUUUCUAUUGGGGGAUUCACAUUUUUCAUUCCUCUUUCUGUUUAGUAUCCAUCCCCAUUUCCUGUAUCUGUCAUCAUUAAUGUCUAUUACUGUUGUCAUGGUCAGGCUGUACUUAGAAGAAGACUUGGCAGCUUCUUUUUUUUUUCUUUUUUUGAGGUUGGCAUACUUGGUUGGUUGGUCGGGAGGAGGUCUCAUCUUCAACAGUUAUUAUUGAGGGGGAAAUUGCAUCUUGCAUUGCAUUAUUCAAUUUUUUGUUUGUUGUUUUUAUUACAGGUCUGAAAGUAAAAAAAGGUGAUUAUAUAAAUCUUUUGCAUUCAUGGAAUGAAUGAUACAAAUGUUGGUUCCAAAUCAUCUUCAUCUGCUGUUUAACAUAUUGUGUUUGAAAGAUAGCAGCUGUUACAGAUUUACAGUAAAGGAUCAUCAUGAUUUAUGGGUACCAUUUGUUACCAAAUCCUCCUUUCCUGGCGCGGAAGCCUUGAAAAGGAAAGGAGAGCUAUAUGCAUCUUCUAUACCUCAAUGCAGGUAGUGGUUUUUGCUGAUUUGCUGAUGCAAAGCGGGUGAAAGGAACAUGGAAUGUUUUAAGCUGUCGUCACUGUCGUGUACAAUCAGAAAAUUAUCAGCUGAAGGAACUCACAAAUUGAAGGUUUCUGGAAAACAUUUCGUUGGCGAUGGUCUGUCAUCGUCGUCGACGCCAAAUUCCUCGGCUCGACAAUCUCGGACCUGUCUUCAGGGGGAAUCCGAACGAAUUUCGUUCCUGCUCAGCUGUUGUCGGAUUCCCCCCCUCUAGACGGGUCCUCUGAUGAUUGUCGUGUCGGAGAAUUUGCCCGUCGACGACGACCACCACCGCGCGCAGCUGGGCUGAUCAGUUCUAGUAACAUUACACCCACCAGAAGAUUAACCGUUGUCAAUGUUAUAGCUCUCGAUCGAGCUGGUAGCUGUAUGUGGAUAGUUACGUACGUUUCCUCUGUUUUUUUUUUCUUCCUCCCCUGUAUGCGCUGUUGGCGGAGAAAACUGGAGUUCGAUCGCCGGCAAAUCCCUGUAAGAAAGUGACGUUACAGACAAACAAAAGAUGCUCUUGUCC